Bufo bufo (common toad) is the source of this 352-nucleotide messenger RNA. Its product is annotated as gastrula zinc finger protein XlCGF53.1-like. The record is from RefSeq and is a predicted model, not a curated record. The transcript is spliced from 3 exons. Lineage: Eukaryota; Metazoa; Chordata; Amphibia; Anura; Bufonidae. The annotation marks the transcript as partial.
AAUAUAGGAUCCAUUUAGUGGAGAUCUUCUAUACAAGAUCAUUCUCCUGAUUGACCCGACAAGGAUGGACAGGGACAAGAUGGCAGAGAGUAUAAUAAAUCUCACCCUAGAGAUCCUCUUCCGGCUUACUGGAGAGGACUACACAGUAGUGAAGAAGACCUCUAGUGAGCGCUGUCAGGACCCUGUGUCUGAAGAUUGGGGAAGAACCCAGAGCCCAAUCAUGGGACCUCCACCUCACCCCCUGAUACAUGAGGAAAUCAAUAGAGAGAAGAUCCUAGAACUCACCAACAAGAUGAUUGAGCUGCUGACUGGAGAGGUUCCUAUAAGGUGUCAGGAUGUCACCGUCUAUUUC